CGUUACCUCUAAAGUCUGAGUGUCGAUUCCUUUCUCUGUACUCAUCCAACGUUGACAUCAAAUAAAAGUUACUAAUUUUUUCAUUUUCCAUUGUAUUUUCAUCAUCUUCAAGGAGAUUUAUAUCAUUUUGGUAGUUCUAUUUGACGAAAUGAUAAUCACGUGGUGUUUUUUUGGUGAUAUUUGAGUGAUUGGUAGUUUUUUGAAUUUACAAUGUGGUCAAGUUUGCAUGGAAAUUUUCUUCUGUUUGUUCUUCAAUUUAUAAUCUUAAUAGUUGAUUGUGGAAGGUACACUGAAAAACAAAGAUACGAUGGCUGGUACAACAAUCUUGCUCAUCCUGACUGGGGAUCUGUUGACAGCAGGCUGAUAAGAAAAAUACCUGCUGCCUAUGCUGACGGGGUUUACAUGAUGGCAGGCCAAGAUAGACCAUCUCCAAGAAAAUUAAGUGACUUAUUUAUGAAAGGAGAUGACGGUAUAGCAUCAACAAAAAAUAAAACAGCACUUUUUGCAUUUUUUGGUCAGCUGGUAACUGCAGAAAUAAUAAUGGCAAGUGAAAGUGGCUGUCCUAUAGAAUUUCAUCGAAUAGAAGUGGAAAAAUGCGAUCAUAUUUUCGAUAAAGAUUGCCAGGGGAACAAAUACAUUCCCUUCUUGAGAGCUAAUUACGAUCGUCGAACUGGUCACAAUCCUAAUAGUCCUCGAGAACAGAUAAAUAAAGUGACUUCUUGGAUCGAUGGAAGUUUUGUUUAUUCAAGCAGCGAAGCUUGGGCAAAUAUUAUGCGAAGUUUUAAAAAUGGCAGUUUUGUCAUGGAAUCAUCAAGUCAAUUUCCUGUCCGGAAUACAAUGAGGGCACCGUUAUUCAAUCAUGCUGUACCUAAUGUUAUGGGAAUGCUUAAUCCUGAACGUCUUUAUUUGCUCGGUGAUCCAAGGACAAAUCAACAUCCAGCACUUUUAACCUUUGGAAUUCUAUUCUAUCGUUGGCACAAUGUCAUUGCCGCUCGUGUCCAAAGGGAGAAUCCAUUGAUGUCAGAUGAAGAUAUUUUUCAACGUGCCAGAAGGAUUGUUGUUGGAACAAUUCAGAAUAUCAUUAUGUAUGAGUAUUUACCUGCUUUAUUGGGUGAAAAACUCAUGGAUUAUUCAGGCUACAAACCGGACCUUCAUCCAGGAGUCAGCCAUAUAUUCCAGAGUGCUGCUUUUCGCUUCGGCCAUACCCUUAUUCCACCGGGAAUUUAUCGACGCGACGAUAAGUGCAACUUUCUAAUGACCCGGACAGGGAAACCCGCAAUACGAUUGUGCAGUACGUGGUGGGAUUCAAACGAAGUAGUAUCAAAUAAUACAAUAGAGCAGUUAAUAAUGGGAAUGGCAUCACAAUUAGCAGAAAGAGAAGAUAAUUUAUUGAAUGAUGAUAUCAGAAAUAAUUUAUUUGGUCCAAUGGAAUUUUCUCGACGAGACCUUGGCGCUCUCAAUAUUAUGCGUGGACGAGAUAACGGUCUACCGGAUUACAACACAGCUAGGACUUAUUUUAAUUUACCGAAAAGGAAGACUUGGGAAGAAAUAAAUCCAGAGAUGUUUAAAAAAAAUCCCGAUAUGCUUCGAGAGCUUAAAGAAAUUCAUGGAAAUAAUUUAAAUAAUAUUGAUGUCUACAUUGGAGGAAUGUUGGAAUCAUCUGAUGGACCUGGAGAACUAUUUACUACUGUAAUAAAAGAACAGUUUGAACGAUUGAGAGAUUCGGAUCGGUUUUGGUUUGAAAAUCAGGAUUCUGGAGUCUUUACAAAAAGUGAAAUUGAUGAAAUAAAACGAGUAACGUUUUGGGACGUCAUAACAAACACAACUCAAAUUAAUCCUGAAUCAAUUCAGAGAAAUGUUUUUGUGUGGACAGAAUCAGAUCCUUGUCCACAACCAGAACAACUUAAAGGAUCAAUGCUUGACUCUUGCGUACCAUUACAAAGAUAUGAUUACUUUGAAGGAAGUGAACUAGUCUAUAUUUAUGCAUGCAUCUUUUUGGGUUUUAUUCCAAUUCUUUGUGCUGGUGCAGGGUAUGGAGUAAUAAAACUUCAAAAUCGUAGAAGAAGAAAAUUGAAAAUUGUUCAAGAAUCUAUUAAACGACGUAGUGGACGCAAUGGAUGUAUCAGUAAUGGUCGAAUAGAUAAGAUGAUUGUUCGAGAAUGGUUACAUGCUAAUCAUAAACGUUUGGUUAAAGUGAAAUUCGGGCCAGAAGCAGCUCUUCAUAUAGUAGAUCGUAAAGGGGAGAAUCUGCGGACGUUCGAUUUUUGUGGGGUCAAUGUAGUCGCUGUUGAAGAGUCUCAGGAAUGUGAGAGCGGUCACGGAAAGGCUUUGGUACUCUUGCGUAUCCCUCGAGACUACGACCUUGUCCUUGAACUAGAUUCACUCAACUCUCGAGGAAAGUUUAUCGCUAAACUGGAGGCAUUCCUUGCCGCCCAUAAGAAACACUUGACUAUAGUACAUACAAAUCGUGACAUAAUGUUGGCUAAAGCUGAAACUAAGGAAAGGAGACAAAAGAAACUCGAACAGUUCUUUCGGGAAGCGUAUGCUUUGACCUUUGGUUUACGUCCGGGUGAAAGGCGACGACGAAGAAGCGAGGAAACCGAAGAUGGUGAGGUAGUAACAGUCAUGAGAACUUCUUUGUCAAAAAGUGAAUUUGCUAGUGCGUUAGGUAUGAGACCUGACGCUGUUUUUGUCAAGAAAAUGUUUAAUAUCGUCGACAAAGAUGGUGAUGGCCGAAUAUCUUUUCAGGAAUUUUUGGAUACUGUUUUACUAUUUUCACGAGGCAAAACUGAAGAUAAACUUCGAAUUAUUUUUGAUAUGUGUGACAAAGAUAGUAAUGGAGUCAUUGAUAAAGAAGAAUUAUCAGAAAUGUUACGAUCAUUAGUCGAAAUAGCUAGAACUACUAGUCUAUCAGACGAUCAUGUGACGGAGCUGAUUGAUGGAAUGUUUCAAGGUGCUGGAUUGGAAAGAAAGGACUAUCUUACGUACAAUGACUUUAAGUUGAUGAUGAACGAGUACAAAGGUGAUUUUGUGGCUAUUGGAUUAGACUGCAAAGGAGCAAAACAAAACUUCCUGGAUACUUCGACAAAUGUUGCUCGUAUGACUAGCUUCCAUAUUGAACAAUUACCUCCAGAAGCAACUAAAUGUUGGAUACGAAAACAAUGGGACGGAAUUUCAACAUUUCUCGAAGAAAAUCGUCAAAAUAUUUUCUACCUUUUCAUUUUUUAUGUCGUGACGAUAGCCCUAUUUGUCGAAAGAUUUAUACAUUACUCAUUUAUGACAGAGCAUACCGAUUUAAGACAUAUCAUGGGCGUAGGAAUUGCCAUAACUCGUGGAUCAGCAGCAGCUCUUUCGUUCUGCUAUAGUCUUUUGCUAUUAACGAUGUCAAGAAAUCUUUUAACAAAGCUGAAAGAAUUUUCUAUUCAACAAUACAUUCCAUUAGACUCUCAUAUUCAAUUCCACAAGAUCGCGGCAUGCACUGCACUCUUCUUUUCUGUUCUUCAUACUGUAGGACAUAUUGUCAAUUUUUAUCAUGUAUCUACGCAACCUAUUUCACAUCUACGAUGUUUAACAAGUGAAAUGAGUUUUCCCAGUGAUGCAAGACCUACAAUAUCUUUUUGGUUAUUUCAAACUAUCACUGGAGUAACUGGUAUUUUACUUGUCAUUGUUAUGACGAUUAUAUUUGUUUUUGCACAUCCAACUAUUCGGCAGAAAGCAUAUAAAUUUUUUUGGUCAACUCACAGCCUCUACAUUUUACUUUAUGCUUUGUGUUUAAUUCACGGAUUAGCAAGACUAACGGGAGCUCCAAGAUUUUGGAUAUUUUUUGUUGGUCCUGGAAUAAUUUACGCUUUGGACAAGGUUGUAAGUCUUCGGACCAAGUACAUGGCUCUGGAUAUAAUUGAAACAGAAUUGCUUCCCUCCGAUGUGAUAAAAAUAAAAUUCUAUCGUCCUCCAAACCUUAAGUAUCUUUCUGGUCAAUGGGUACGACUAGCUUGUACUGUGUUUGGAUCUAACGAGUUUCACUCGUUUACAUUGACCUCGGCACCGCAUGAAAACUUUCUCUCAUGUCAUAUCAAGGCUCAGGGACCUUGGACAUGGAAACUUAGAAGCUAUUUUGACCCAUGUAAUUAUAAUCCAGAAGAUGAACAUCCAAAAAUUCGAAUUGAAGGUCCAUUUGGAGGUGGUAAUCAAGAUUGGUAUAAGUUUGAGGUUGCUGUGAUGGUAGGAGGUGGUAUAGGCGUUACUCCAUAUGCUUCAAUGUUAAAUGAUUUAGUUUUCGGCACUUCCACUAACAGAUAUUCUGGUGUUGCUUGUAAAAAGGUUUAUUUUCUGUGGAUUUGCCCCUCUCAUAAACAUUUUGAGUGGUUUAUUGACGUUCUAAGAGAUGUUGAACGUAAAGACGUAACUGAUGUCUUAGAAAUUCACAUAUUUAUAACUCAGUUCUUUCACAAAUUUGAUCUUCGAACAACUAUGCUUUAUAUAUGUGAAAAUCAUUUCCAAAGACUGUCAAAAAAGAGUAUAUUCACGGGACUGAAAGCAAUUAAUCAUUUCGGUAGACCAGACAUGACAUCUUUUCUUAAAUUUGUGCAAAAAAAACACAGCUAUGUUAGUAAAAUAGGGGUAUUUAGCUGUGGACCUCGACCUUUAACAAAAAGUGUUAUGUCUGCUUGUGAUCAAGUGAAUAAAGGUCGAAAAUUGCCAUAUUUCAUUCAUCAUUUCGAAAACUUUGGAUAAUAUAAAUUAUCUUCAUUAGGCAUCAAUG
Messenger RNA from Chelonus insularis, 4762 nucleotides. RefSeq names its product dual oxidase (gene Duox). The coding region runs from base 211 to 4734 and encodes 1507 amino acids. NCBI's taxonomy places the organism in Eukaryota, Metazoa, Arthropoda, Insecta, Hymenoptera, Braconidae. The record is from RefSeq and is a predicted model, not a curated record. Gene Ontology annotation, molecular function: calcium ion binding; peroxidase activity; heme binding. The transcript has 16 exons. Gene Ontology annotation, biological process: response to oxidative stress.